Linum tenue is the source of this 666-nucleotide messenger RNA. NCBI's taxonomy places the organism in Eukaryota, Viridiplantae, Streptophyta, Magnoliopsida, Malpighiales, Linaceae. The record is from the annotation of a GenBank genome assembly.
CAACAAAGAACACCGCCUCCGCCGCCGUGGUCCUCUUUCUGAUGUUGGUUCAGCCCACGCAAAUUUUGGUCGCUACGGCGGUCGCGGCACUCCCUCCUAUGGCGGUCGUGGGCGCGGUCGAUUUUCUGGCCGAGGUCGCGGAUCCAGAUAUGGCGGCGGUGGCCGCCCUUCUCACCCAUUUGUUGUUCCCUCUUCUUUUGCAGGACCAACCCACGGAGCAGGGCUGCUUGGGCCCAGGCCCAAUCACCAUUCAUCCAGUUCGCCGGGCAGCACGCUUCAAUGUUACACCUGCCAUGGCUAUGGCCAUCUCGCUAAACACUGUCCCAACCCCUCACUCUCGUCCCGCUAUCCACCCUCGACCAACUACGCCUCCUCCUCAACCUCCCAAGACUGGAUAAUGGAUUCUGGUACCAACUAUCACAUCACCUCUGAUCUCAACAAUCUUGCUCUUCACUCCGAAUAUAAUGGGCCCGACGAGGUAUCUUUUGGCAAUGGACUCUCGCUCCCAGAAAAUCCUCCACCAGGGUCGCAGUAAAGAUGGGUUGUACUCGGUGCCACUCUCCAUUCUUUCCCAAGUGGCUCCUCGUGCGUUCCAUUCCACCCUCUCCCACUGGCAUCAACGUCUUGGCCACCCUCACUCCCGUGUUCUUCGUCAAGUCCUCCACC